CCUGUCAAAACAAAAAGCAGCAAUCCACAACGUCCACGCCCUCCAUGGCCUCAGCAGACACCACCACGCACAUGUCGACCAACUCACUCUUCAGCUCGCUGCUCGAGCAGUCGCGGAAGCUGCGCCAGGAAACCGACAACGCCGACCUCCCGUCCAUCCAGCUCGGCCUGGGAGAGAUUGAGCGACGCGCCAAAGAGCUAAAGAAAACUGUCCCCGGACGAACCGAUGCGAGAGCACGCUACCUGCUCCGCGCCGGAGGCAUCGAUGCCGAUCAGAACUUGAGGGAUCUGGAGUCAAUCGAUUUCCAAACAGCUUACGAGCCGUCGGGACCGAUCGACACCGACGUCGAGUCGUACCUCCGCAACCGACGAGACCAGAGCGUCGAAUCAUCGAUCGAGGAGGGCAUGCGCCGUACUGCCCGCGACUUCGAUUCGUUCGUCGCCAAGAAUGUCACCACCGAGUGGGAAGCGCAGAAGCAGCGGAUAUUCGAGCACUUCGGGCUCGGAGGAAAGCCGUCGCCCACCGCGCAGAACGGCGAUAACGGCGGAUUCGGGCUGAGCGCUUUCGGUGCGUCGUCGUUCGGACGGUCAAGAUUGAGCGGAUCUGUGGGCCCCGCGAGUAACGGUGGAAACCUGGGUACCAACAGUGUCUGGGCGAAGUUGAAUCUGGGACAGAGCGUACUGGGCAAGUCAGUCACGGCGAGACCAACAGAGCAGACCGCUUCGAUGUAUCAGGGAAGCUUGUUUGCCGAUGUGGACUCGUCGACACAGGCGGAGCUCUCGAGACCGGUACAGUUGAGGCAGCAGAGAUAUUCCCAGGCAGUCAAGAAUUUGAACCUCACACGGCUGAGCGCAACUCCGGGAUCGGGGAGCUUCGCGAUCAUGAAGGAGUUUGGUGAUCUCACAGCUGCCACGGGCGGCGAUAUGUUGACGCUACAGUUGCAAGAUUCAUGGAGCCUACUCAGUAACAUCGUUUGCGAGGACGGCGGAGACAACCCUUUUGGAGGUGCACAAGAACGGCGGUUUGUACGAGAUCACAUCUUGAAUACUGCAGUCGACGGACAGGAGGCAGGCCGGAUCCGCAAGCGUGUUGAGAAGGGCUCCAGGCGAUUUUUGGAGAAACAGUUCAACCAAGUGGUCGAUAAGGCGGUUUCCGACAACCCCCAGAUCGCUAGAGUUGGAGGUGUGCCAUCAGUGUUUAACAAGUUCCGUGGUUUCAUCAAUGUCAAGAUGGCUCAGAAUAAGGACAAGCCAGACUGGGACGUCAGAUGUUUCCAAUCCAUCAACGAAGUGCCGUGCUGGGCGAUGGUCUUCUACCUGAUCCGUGCUGGUUUGCUCAAGGAUGCAGACAGCUAUGUUCAGCAGCAUUUGGCGCAGUUCCAGAAGCUUGAUCGGGGCUUUGCAUCGUACUUGCACGCGUACGUAGCCCACGAAGACCGCCGCUUGUCCCGGCCGCUUCAUGAUCGUAUCAACGGCGAGUACAACAACCGCAUCCGUCAUAUGGAGGAUUGCAAAGAUCCCUUCAAGCCGGCAGUGUACAAGAUCAUUGGACGGUGUGAGCUCGCGAAGCGAUCACUCCCCAACAUCAUGCCCACGGCUGAGGAUUGGAUGUGGCUACAGCUCGUUUUGACGAGGGAAAUCGACCGGACGUCGGAGCCUGCCCACGAGGUCUUUACCCUGCACGAUCUCCAGAAGAGUGUUUCGCAGUUCGGCGCAAAGCACUUCAUGGCUAAGGGUAGUAACUUUGGCCUGUAUUUCCAAAUGUUGCUCAUGUGCGGACUAUUCGAGGAUGCUGUUCACUAUCUGUACGGAUUCCAGUUCGUCGACGGAGUACACUUUGCCAUCGCCCUCACAUAUUACGGAUUACUGAGGCCGUCUGACAAUCCAAUGACUCUGGAGCUGCUCACCCUGGGCGUAAAUGGCGAAAAACGGAUCAACUUCCCUCGGAUGAUUGGUUACUAUACCUCCGAUUUCCGCACCCCGGACACAGAGGCAGCAGUAGAUUAUCUCUCCCUUAUAUGUCUCAACGGUGAUCUUCCCGACCCAGUCGGUCCUGCCCAGCUCAAGAUCUGCCACGAUGCUCUGCGGGAGCUCGUCCUCACAACCCGCGAGUUCACCAAACUGCUGGGCGACGUUCGUGCAGACGGAACUCGCGAGAAGGGGGCGAUCGAGAAGCGGAUGAAGCUCAUCAAACUCUCGGACCAAGACCAAUUCCUUCAUACCAUCACCGAACAGGCGGCCGUACAAGCGGACGACGACGGUCGGGCUGCAGAUGCGGUGCUGCUGUACCAUCUUGCCGAGGACUAUGAUACAGUCGUACAGAUCCUCAACAAGUAUCUGUCUAGUCACAUCGCAUUGGACGAUGGCAUCCCGUUCCAGGGCCUUCACGGGUCAAACGUUCCUCCUGGCUCCAGCAUGUCGCUUGCCUCUGUUGAUGAUCCUACGCACUUGGCGAUCAACAUGCUCACAGUGUACAAGAACAACCACAUCGCGCGUAAGAUCAACCCGCGUAAUCGCGAGGCCUGUGGUGUUCUACUGCAGAUCUCGGAGGCCAAGAGGCAAUACGAGAUGGGCGAGUGGGCAGCAUGUCUCUCGAUCAUCGACCACGUGGACGUGAUCCCGCUCGACCCCCGCGGCGACGUCGGCAACAUCCGCCGCCGCGCACAGAACUUCGUCACGCUGCACGAAACGGUGGCGCGCAACGUCGGCAUCCUCCUCAAGAUGGCGGUCGACUGCUGCACGCGGCUGUGCCAGGAGCUGCGCGAGAGCGGAUACACCGAUGCCAACAAGGAUCAGAAGCUCGGCGAACUCAGGGCUAGGAUAAAAUCCGCCAUGAUCUAUGCCGGCAUGAUCCAGUACAAGCUGCCCGCCCAUAUCUAUGCUUUCUUGAACAGCAGGGAUGUCGGCGAGUAGUGGUGGUGGCACGGCACUGGUGGGGUGGGCUGUAGAUGAAAAUCUUCUUUUGGUGGUGGGUAUUUGUGGGGAUACGAGAUUGGAAUGCGCGAUGGUGGAGUUAAUGAUGGCUAUGAAUCUUGCGGUCCUACUACUCCAUACCUUGUGACAUUUAAGUGUGCUUUUGGUCUUUGUGAUUCAUCGUUCCGUUGCAUUUUGGUUUCCGUGGUCCGAGACAAUUCAAACCUUGGGACAACAUCCAGCAAGAACCAG
Tricharina praecox is the source of this 3164-nucleotide messenger RNA. RefSeq names its product Nup93/Nic96-domain-containing protein. The transcript has 7 exons. Gene Ontology annotation, biological process: poly(A)+ mRNA export from nucleus; protein import into nucleus. Gene Ontology annotation, molecular function: structural constituent of nuclear pore. Gene Ontology annotation, cellular component: nuclear pore. NCBI's taxonomy places the organism in Eukaryota, Fungi, Ascomycota, Pezizomycetes, Pezizales, Pyronemataceae. The record is from RefSeq and is a predicted model, not a curated record. Bases 45 to 2912 code for a protein of 955 amino acids.